GGUCAGGGGGCGCUGGAGCCCUUGAGACGCCUUUUAGUGGAGAUAAUUCGGAGUGCUAAAUACGCCGACAAUAUUCCAUAUUUAAUUCAUGUAUCCUGAUUAAUUAACAGUUAUUUAAUUUCCCUUGUGCGUUGAAUACAAGCGAUUCUUCAUCAUGCCGAGAAUUAUGAUAAAAGGAGGAGUUUGGAGGAAUACAGAAGAUGAGAUUCUCAAAGCCGCGGUGAUGAAAUAUGGCAAGAAUCAGUGGAGUAGAAUAGCCUCCCUCCUGCACCGUAAAUCCGCGAAACAAUGCAAAGCCCGGUGGUUCGAGUGGCUGGACCCAAGCAUAAAGAAGACAGAAUGGAGUCGCGAGGAGGACGAGAAGCUGUUGCAUCUUGCGAAGCUCAUGCCAACGCAGUGGAGAACGAUUGCCCCAAUAAUUGGUCGUACAGCAGCUCAAUGCCUGGAGCGGUACGAAUGCCUCCUGGACCAGGCCCAGAAGAAGGAGGAAGGUGAGGAUGGCUCGGACGACCCCAGGAAGCUGAAGCCAGGUGAGAUUGAUCCCAAUCCCGAGACAAAGCCCGCACGUCCGGAUCCCAAAGAUAUGGACGAGGAUGAGCUAGAGAUGCUGUCGGAGGCGCGUGCAAGGCUCGCCAAUACCCAGGGGAAGAAGGCGAAAAGAAAGGCCAGGGAGAAACAGCUCGAGGAGGCCAGGAGACUGGCUGCACUCCAGAAGAGGAGGGAACUCAGAGCUGCGGGGAUCACUGUCAAUCAGAAGAAUAAACGAAAACGGGGGGUUAACUACAACACGGAAAUUCCAUUUGAGAAACGUCCAGCUAUUGGAUUUUACGACACCAGCAGUGAACACAUUGAUCCACUGGCUGCUGACUUCUCGAGGAUGAGGCAGCAGCAUUUGGAUGGAGAACUCAGGGCUGAUAAAGAAGAGCAGGACAGGAAGAAGGACAAGCAGAAACUCAAACAGAGGAAGGAGAAUGAUAUUCCCAUGGGGAUGCUCAAUAAUGAGGAGCCUGUGAAGAAGAGGAGUAAGCUCGUGCUGCCUGAGCCACAGAUAUCAGAUCAGGAACUGCAGCAGGUUGUCAAACUAGGUCGUGCCUCGGAAGUAGCAAGAGAAGUAGCCACCGAGAGUGGAAUAACCCUCUCAGACAGCCUCCUCGCGGACUACUCCCUCACUCCAAGUGCAGCAGUGACCCCACGCACUCCAGCGGUUACCGACCGCGUUCUCCAGGAGGCUCAGAACGUCAUGGCACUCACCCAUGUCGACACACCUCUGAAAGGAGGCCUCAACACUCCACUCCACAACGUCGACUUCACCAGUGUCGUUCCCUCGUCCACUGCCAUUGCCACUCCCAACACCGUCCUCGCGACUCCCUUCAGGUCCACAAGGAGUGACGGUACGCCUCUGAACUCUGGUUUCUCCACUCCAGCCUCAGCGCGGACCCCGAACGGCGUCUUGGCGCCAACCCCAGUACGUGAUAAAUUGAAUAUCAACCCAGACGCAGGUCUGGAUGGCUCGGAGACCCCAGCCUUACAGAAACAGACGAAAGAACAGUUGAAGCUGGGCCUGAGUGCCCUCCCAGCGCCAAAGAACGAUUUUCAGAUAGUGAUCCCUGAGAACGAGUCCCAGGACGACGGUUCUACCAAUCAACUUGAUCUCGGUGUGGAGGACCAGGCUGACGUGGACGCCAGGAAACAGCAGGAGUUGCUGGAGCAGAGGGCAAGGGAAAUAGCGAAGAGGUCACAGGUAAUCCAGAGGGGUCUGCCGAGGCCCACGGAAGUCAAUGUGAACAUCCUUAAACCAGUGGACGUUAGCCUGAGGAGCCUGAAGCCAGCGAAAGAUUCAGGUCUGACGGAUCAGCAAAUAGCUGAAGAACUCAUCAAGAGGGAAAUGCUGAGCAUGCUACAGUACGAUACUGUCCAGAAUCCCACGAUGAGUAAUUCAAAGCGUGGAAAUGCUCUUGUCUCGUUGGCACAGAGUUACCUGGAUCAGCAUCCGUACGACGAUUUUGAUAAGGAUCAGCUCGAUGUGGCUAGAAACCUCAUCACUGAUGAAAUGGAGGUGGUGAAGAAGGGAAUGGGACAUGGGGAGCUCAGUCUAGAGGCCUACACCACUGUGUGGGAGGAAUGCUCAUCGCAGAUUCUGUUCUUGGAGGGCCAGAAGAAGUUCACCAGGGCCAAUGUUGCCUCGAAGAAGGAGAAAAUCGAAGCUGCUGAGAGGAUUCUGGAGGAAAAUAGGGGGCACAUGACUGGUGCCGCAAAACUUGCUGCCAAGAAGGAGAAGAAACUUAAAAUUAUGACUGGGGGGUAUCAGACGAGGGAUCAGGUACUCACGAAACAGCUUCACGACACGUGUGAACAGAUUGAGCAGGAGCAGUUGCAGCUCUCGACUUUUAAGUUUCUUGAAAAGCAGGAGAAGGUGGCACUCGAGAGGAGACAGAGUGCAUUGACUGAGGAUGUCAAUAGGCAAAUCGAAAGGGAGAGGAGUCUGCAGCAGAGGUAUGCUGAGCUGAUGGAGCAGCUGCAGCUGGCAAGGGUCAGCCAGGAUUGAUUUUUUGUGUAAUUUAUGGAAUUAUUUCGUUCGAUUGUAAUGGGAGAUUGUUUUGUAUUGAGAAGGAUGAUAAAUAUAAAAAUUCAAGAUUA
Diachasmimorpha longicaudata is the source of this 2637-nucleotide messenger RNA. RefSeq names its product Cell division cycle 5 (gene Cdc5). The coding region runs from base 155 to 2545 and encodes 796 amino acids. The transcript has 2 exons. The record is from RefSeq and is a predicted model, not a curated record. Lineage: Eukaryota; Metazoa; Arthropoda; Insecta; Hymenoptera; Braconidae. Gene Ontology annotation, biological process: mRNA splicing, via spliceosome; regulation of transcription by RNA polymerase II. Gene Ontology annotation, cellular component: spliceosomal complex; Prp19 complex. Gene Ontology annotation, molecular function: RNA polymerase II transcription regulatory region sequence-specific DNA binding; DNA-binding transcription factor activity, RNA polymerase II-specific.